AUGGGCGGCACGGACGAGCGGUGCUGCAACACCAAGGGUCGGGGCCAGGCCACUCCAGUGCCAGGCAGCGGUCAGCAGCUCGGCCUGGUGAAGGCCUUCAACACCAAAGGUUUGGGCUGGAUCCAAUGCAUGGACGGCUCUUUAGCCUGGCUGGACCUCGCAGACUGCGUAGGCACGCGCCCUGUCACAGGCGACGCGGUGCAGUUCGACCUGCAGCCUAGCGAGGUCAAGGUGGGCAAGAUGCAGGCGGUGAACGUCACUGGGGGCACUGCGCCCAUGGACCUCAAGGACGCCGUCUUGGGCAAAGACAUGGCCAAGGCCAAAGCUGCCUCGCCCACGCUGCAGCUGAAGAGGAACGCCAACGGCCAUCUGCUGGGCUGCGCCGCCCGGAUCGAAUCAUGUCGAUUUGAUGCGGCCCGCAUCUGCGCUUUGAUGGCGCACGCGCAGCUGGCGCAGCGGGCGCUGCGCCCCUGGCUGGUGCAUGCGGCACGCCGGCCGCUGCCGAAGGGGGCUCCAGAGACCGGCCCUUUGCCCGUGCAGACGGCCAUGUCCCGAAUCGGCGACGGCGACGGCCUGUUGGAAGUGCCGCUCUCGGCGCAGUUUGUGCUGGCGCGGUCCGGGCGGCGCGUGGACGAUGCGGAGGCGGCCGAGCUGUGGCGGGGCUUGCGGGAGAAGGGCAUCCUGUCGCUGUCGGGGCGGGAGCUCUGCGAUUUCUUGCACGUCCUGGGUACGGCGCGGCAAUUUGAGGGUCACCCAGACGUGGCCAAGGAGCUUGCGCAGUCGCCGUGGGAUCGCCACGGGGAACUGAAGCUUUGGCCGCAGACGCUGCCCUUGGUCUGCGAGUACUUGGUUCGACACCUCCGGGACCGAGCCUUGCUGGGCCGCUUCCUCUCCGCGGGGCUGGUGCCAUUCUGGGAGCUUCACCCUGGACUAGUGCAUGGCACCUUGGUGCCCCACCACGCCAUGGCGGUUUCCCAGGCCUGUGCUCAGGUGUCGCUGGCCCCCGAGGCCACGGAGGUGGUCCGAUCGGCGCUGAGCCGCUGGACGGAGGCCAACUGCCCGCGCCUGGGCCCCCGCGGGGUGGCGAACAUGGCGCUGGCGCUGUCCCGUCUCCGCGGCCUGGGCGGCGAAGAGGCCAACGCCCGGCUGUUGCACCAGCUGCUGAUCCGUGCUGGGCAACUGCUGGAUGAGGCCCAAGGAUCUGCGCAGCCCAAGGAACCCUUCCGGGUGCUGAGCUUGCAGUUCUUCCGCGCGGACUGGCUGGGCAUCUUUCUCUCCGCCUUGGCCAAGGCCCGGUGCCGCAAGGAGCCCGAGACCUUGCGGCGGCUCCUCGAGGUGCAUUUCCCGCCCUUCCGCGGCAAAAGUCUGCUGGCCUCUGAGCCUCAGAACUUGGCCCUCAGCGUGCAUACCGUGCUGAAGUUGGACUUGUUGCGCCUGGACUUGGCGGGCUCACCGCCCUUGGUGGUCUUGGCCCCGGACGUGAAGCACGCCUUGCGUGGCCUCAAGGGCGCCUCCGGUGCGCGCUCCGCCUGCUUGCUGGCGCAUGCCUACGGCAGUGCCCUGCUGCUCGCCGAGGAGGCUCAGGAGCUGCGGGUCUAUGACGAGGUGCUGCAGAAUUUGUUCGAGCUGAUGCUUAGCAUGAAGCUCUCCAACAUCCGCCUCCGCUUCCAGCUGCUGUCGGCUGUGCAGUGCUGGUUCCUGGUGCGGGGUCCCACCGCCACCGUGGCGCCGCUACGCCGGGCCCAGGCGCUGCUGCGGGCCGUGGCGCCCCAAAUGCCGGGGCCGGAAGAGUCCAUAGGCGACCAGGACCUGAUCAGCACAAAGGGCCACUACGAGGUGGCAGAGGCACUGCCAGAAGCUGUGCAAGCCCGGGCGGUGAUGGAACACUUCGCCUUUCCCUUCUGGCUGGACAUCGUGCUGAGCCCUUCCCGACAACCUUUGCCGGGAAAAGCGCGGCCAGCCCAACGGCCACGGGAAAAAGAGCCGGCUGACGAGUGACGUCGGGACCGAAAUAUGUUUGCUCCUUUUCCCGAGGGUCCAAGUACCUUCUAAGGAGGCACUUGGACCCCUUUUUCCCCCCCCAGAAGCCAUCCUCAGGAGGUACUGGGUUUGGUUGUUCUUUGAUUGAUGUGCGGC
Effrenium voratum is the source of this 2136-nucleotide messenger RNA. The record is from the annotation of a GenBank genome assembly. Lineage: Eukaryota; Dinophyceae; Suessiales; Symbiodiniaceae.